GCUGAACUUGGUGCAAACUCAACAAACUAAUCACGAUGGAACAUCUGCAAGCUCUCGGAUUAAGUGAUCAAAAAAUCAAGGACACACUGAAAAACGCAUCGCUGACGGGAACGAUUUCUCGAGCCUUCUCCUAUUUGCCAAGCAAUGUGGAAUUGAGUGCGUCGCAGAAGUCACUGCUAUUUCAGAUGUGCUCAAAACUUAAACCUCAAAGUGCCCAUUUCCUGGAGAUGUUGGUGCGUAAAAUCCACACGGGCGCUCUGGACACCAGCCUCCGGGUCGACACGGCGCUCGAGUAUGUUCUAACCAACGUGGCAAAGACUGCUUUCGACGAGGCAGCAUUCGAUAAGGCCUGUGGAGUAGGGGUUGUGGUGACACCGGAAGAAGUGGAAUGCGCGGUGGAAAAGACGAUAGCAAAACACCGACAAGAUAUUGUAGCGAAUCGUUACGGAUUCAACGUGGGCAAACUUCUGACCGAGAUUCGUUCCUUAUUACCAUGGGUAGACGGAAAAGCACUGAAGUGUGAAGUGGACGUGCAAAUGUUCGAUUUGCUUGGUCCAAAGACUGAGGCCGAUAAUGCACAAGGGAAGAAGAAACGAGAAAAGCCGGGUUCGGCCGAAGAUGCCUCUAAAAUAGUUGCCAGCAAGUUGCCUGAACAAUUGAAAGCAACCAGCAGCGCUCAACAUGAAGAACGACCGUUCGAUGGACCACGAACGAUGGUCGAUCUGAUGCGGAAGGUCGACUUCCAUCGACCAGGGGAAAAUUUCAAAACAGACGGCUAUGUCGUUACAUCGGACACGGAGCGGUUGUUGAAAGAGCAUGUCCAGCGAACUGGAGGCAAAGUUCGAACUCGUUUCCCGCCAGAGCCCAACGGUAUUCUGCACAUUGGCCAUGCAAAGGCGAUCAACAUAAACUUCGCGUUCGCCGCCGCAAAUGACGGCGUGUGCUUCUUGCGUUACGAUGAUACCAAUCCAGAAAAAGAGGAAGAAAAAUUUGUUCGUGGCAUUCGAGAUAUCGUAGAAUGGCUUGGUUACAGCCCAUUCAAGGUGACCUAUUCGUCUGACUACUUCCAGCAGCUGUAUGAAUUUGCAAUACAGCUUAUUAGCAAGAAUUUAGCAUACGUUUGUCACCAAACUGCCGAGCAAAUGAAAGGCUUCACGACUGAGGUAUCGAAGUGGCGUGAUCGUCCGAUUGCUGAAAACUUGGCCCUGUUCGAAGACAUGAAAAACGGCAAAAUUGAUGAAGGUGCCGCUACAUUGCGCAUGAAAAUUACGCUGGAGGAAGGCAAAAUGGAUCCGGUGGCUUACCGGAUCAAAUUCAUACCCCAUCACCGUACCGGCACGCAGUGGUGCAUCUAUCCAACGUACGAUUACACGCACUGUUUGUGCGACAGCCUGGAAGACAUUACACAUUCGCUGUGCACGAAGGAGUUCCAAUCUCGCCGCUCUUCGUAUUACUGGCUCUGCAAUGCGCUCAACAUUUACUGCCCAGUACAGUGGGAGUACGCACGAUUGAACGUCAACUACACCGUCGUGUCGAAGCGCAAGAUCAACAAGCUUAUCACUGAAAAUAUCGUCAACGAUUGGGAUGAUCCGAGAUUGUUUACCCUGUCGGCGCUCCGUCGUAAAGGAUAUCCUGCCGAAGCAAUUAAUAAUUUUUGUGCUCAAAUGGGAAUAACCGGAGCCCAAACAUCCAUUGAUCCGUCCGCUCUGGAAGCUGCCGUCCGUGACGUUCUUAAUGUCACUGCUCGACGCACGAUGGCUGUGCUGUAUCCACUCAAGAUAACCAUAGAAAACUACCCGCACAACGGUCCCACACGAUUGACCGUAGCCGAUUUUCCCAAUUGUCCCGAAAAGGGCUCACAUGAAGUUUGGUUCGAUCGAGUUGUCUACAUUGAACAGUCUGACUUUGCCGAGCAAGCCGACAAGUCAUUCCGACGCCUAACGCCUGGCCAAACGGUGGGACUCAAAUACGCUGGACUAAUGUUGAAUGUAGAGAAAAUAAUUCGAGACGCAAAAACAGCCUCCGUAGAGUUGGUGUGUCGGAGCGAACCGUGCACAGCAACGAACAAACCGAAAGCGUACAUCCAUUGGGUUUCCAAGCCCGUGCAGACGGAGGUACGGCUGUACGAGAAGCUGUUCCGUCACAAAAACCCGGAGGAUACCGGUGAUGUUCCAGGUGGAUUUAUAAGCGACUGUGCGCCGAACACAAUGCGCUCGACUUGCGCCUAUGUCGAUGAGCAUCUAAUCGGUAGCCAAAUUUACGAAAAGUUUCAAUUUGAACGAGUCGGCUUCUUCUCUGUCGAUCCGGACACUGCCGAUUCCGGCCAGCUUGUGUUUAAUCGUACAGUCAUGCUGAAAGAAGAUUCAGGCAAAAAUAAUUAACGAUCCGUUAACGGUCGUUAAAUAAAACUUGUCACAUGUGCUCGGUGUGAUUAAAUGUCGAUGUCGUACACCACACUGAAAGUCACCAGCAAAUAGUUACUGCAAUCAUGCUGUGUAGCUUCGUGCGUGAUUGGUUAUAGCGCCUUAAACAAUAUAACAAUAAAAUUCGAACA
Anopheles cruzii is the source of this 2554-nucleotide messenger RNA. RefSeq names its product probable glutamine--tRNA ligase. Gene Ontology annotation, biological process: glutaminyl-tRNA aminoacylation; translation. NCBI's taxonomy places the organism in Eukaryota, Metazoa, Arthropoda, Insecta, Diptera, Culicidae. The transcript is spliced from 2 exons. The coding region runs from base 36 to 2381 and encodes 781 amino acids. The record is from RefSeq and is a predicted model, not a curated record. Gene Ontology annotation, molecular function: glutamine-tRNA ligase activity; ATP binding. Gene Ontology annotation, cellular component: cytosol; cytoplasm; aminoacyl-tRNA synthetase multienzyme complex.